This is a messenger RNA of Magnusiomyces paraingens, 4422 nucleotides long. RefSeq lists its product as uncharacterized. The transcript has a single exon. The record is from RefSeq and is a predicted model, not a curated record. Gene Ontology annotation, molecular function: transcription cis-regulatory region binding; DNA-binding transcription factor activity, RNA polymerase II-specific; zinc ion binding. Gene Ontology annotation, biological process: positive regulation of transcription by RNA polymerase II. NCBI's taxonomy places the organism in Eukaryota, Fungi, Ascomycota, Dipodascomycetes, Dipodascales, Dipodascaceae. Bases 1 to 4422 code for a protein of 1473 amino acids. Gene Ontology annotation, cellular component: nucleus.
AUGACGCCUCAACGCGCAUCAUCAUCUCCUAAUCCGUCGCCCGAGUCUCCGUCCCAAUUUUUUUUUCACGAUUCAUCUUCAGCUUCUUCUUCUUUUGCAGCUCCUCUUUCAAGUUUUUCAUUUCAACAACCUUUAUCUUCAUCUAGUUCAACUGCCAUUUUAAAACAAGAUUCAACGUUUAAUUUAGCAGCAACUUCUCCGCUUACUUCUGGCCAACUAUAUUCAUAUUUUUCUUCAGAUCCUGCUGUUAUCAAUUUUCAUAAUAACCAUCAUCAUCAUCAUCCUAAUCAUAAUCAAUCUUUCUCUUCAUCAUCAUCAUCAUCUUCUUCUUCUUCUUCUUCUUCCUCCAUUACUGCUCUUUCACCAGCUUCUUCUUUAACUUCUUCAGUUUCUUCAUCUUGUUCAAAUUUUAUUGACAGUUCAUCUCCUCUAAACUUUUCAGAAUUUGCUUUAUCUCCACUCUUUGUUUCCAACACUCCAGGACCUUCUUCUUCGUCAUCCUCCUCUACAACACCCUCUGCUUGUUCUUCUAUUACUACAGCAAAUACUACAGCCAAUACAACAACAGCAACAACACCACCACCACCACCACAAAGUUUUUGCACCCAAUUGCAAUUGGCGCACCCCGCACCAAACCAACAGCAAAACAACAACCACCACCACCAACAACAACAACAACAACAACCACCCCCUCAAUCAAACAGCAACGGCUUCUCUCCACAACCCCUCUCUCCACCGUUGUCUCAUAAAAUAAGCAUGACCCCCGCCUAUCCUGAUUCAGCCCCGCUUAAAAUGCUCUCGCCAGGGCAUUCCGCAACGGUUUCUUCGGGAUCUUCUACAACUACUACCACCACCACUACUACAACUACCACCACUGUGUCUUCAUCCAAUAACAAGAAUCAUAACACAACUACAACUGUCCAUCUCACAGGUGCUACUCCUCCAUCUUCUUCAUCAACAUCUUCCCCAUCCAUAGAUAACCAACAACAACAACAACAACAACAACAACAACAACAACUAAAUGACCAAGCAUCUUCAGACGCAUCUCUGCAACCACGACAACGCUCCCGCAACGGAUGCUUUACUUGUCGGCGGCGCAAGAAACGGUGCGAUGAAGCAAGACCUGUAUGCAAGGCCUGUGUUCGUCUCAAGCUUGAAUGUGUUUAUCCCAUUCCUGGUCAAGAGCGUAAAAACAAAAAGCGUAAGGCCAAAGAUGCCCUAGACAGAGCUGAUGAUGAUGAUAUUGGCGAUGAAGAAAUAGGUGCUUGCACGUCAGGAGCUCCUGGUGAUGACGACCGAGAGGAGUUUGAGGAGCUACCGACGGAGCAUAGUAGCUGCAAUAACAGCAAUAAUAGCAACAGCAACAAUAACAAUAAUACUAAUAACGAUAAGGCGACUGCAAAACCUUCUGAUACGAAAAUAACAACAAUCAACAACAACACAGCCAACCCACCCACAGAAGAUAUCACAGCUGGUCAAGCUAAAAAGCGCAGGAAAAAAGUUGCUCGCCGGCCUGUGGACAUUGUUGCCAGCUUGACUACGUUCCCGGAAAUUGAAAAUGACAUUUUAUCAUCGUUACGCACCAUGGCUGCUCGGGAGAAACAAGUGGCCCAAGAACAUCAUUUAGGAUCUGCAACAAGCACAAACGUUGGCAUUAACAACAACAUCAACAACAAUAACAGCAACAGCCUUGACGAUGGUCAGAGCUUAUCGAACAUGUCGCGUGGACCCGACGGCCCACAGCCCAGAAGUUCCACGUCUUGCGUUAGCAGUGCUAACAACAGCACCACAAGGCCAGUAGCCCAAAGCGGCAAUGGUAGCGGCAGUGGUAUCCGGGCAACCGCCAACGGCUUAUCGGGGGAGGUGGGUGACCGGGGGCUUUUGCUAUCAACGGCCAAUCAGACGUGCAGCCAAGGGUGCAGUGACCAGGCCAGCCUUAUCAACGGUAAUCAUGGAAGCCUUAGCGAAAACAAUGCUAAUGCGACAGCAACAGCAAUUACAACUGCUGCUGCUGCUGCUGUUGCUGCUGCUGGGAAUGGCAGUAGUAAUACUGGAUUUGAUGGCAGUACUUUUAAUAGAAACCCCUUUAGAAGAAGAAGAAGCUUGACUAGAACAUUUCGGGGAGAUAAUGAUAUCGGAUCAAGUGGAAUUCCAAAUGUUCCGAAUCCCACCGCUUCUUCUUCUUCCUCAACAAUGUGUCUUGGCGACAGACCGUCAAGAUUAUUGUCAACAGCAACAACAGCAACAACAGCUUCUUCCUCUACUAAUACUAGAUUCCCAGGGCUAGGGCUAGGGCAAGGGCAGGGAGAACCGUCUCCGGCGUGCGGCUCAUCCUUUAGUGGUAGCCUAGCCGAGCUGCUCAACUCAAAUACCCCUGCAGCCGCAUCACAUAUCUCAAGCGACACGGGCCCGGCAAUGGGACCUCCCAGCAGUACCAACGCAAGCUUUGGGGGAGGUACCUUUAACAACAAUGGAAUUCUCAAUUCUUCAGCAACUACCAUUUCUGGUAACCCCCCGAUUAACCUUCUAUAUCCGGUAAUGGACUCUUCUUCAGCAGGUCUUGCCAUGGCCGCAAUGGGUGUUGCUCGAAGCCCGUCUCCGGCCCCGUUUGGAAUUCGCACGCUGCACAGCAUGCUUGCGUCGCCGUCAUUUGCCGGACGAUCUCCUCGGAUUGAGGAGCUGUGCAAUGAUGAUGAUGAAGAAGAAGAAGAAGAAGAAGGUAAUGCUGAUGAAGAAGAAGGUGGUGAAGCUGGUGAAGCUGGUGAUGACCAUAAUGACAAUAAUAAUAAUAACCAAUCACCAGAUCAUGAUAACAGAAACAAUAACGACAACGAUAACAACGAAUCAGAAGAGGUAAAUAAUGUGGGGACCACUAUGGCCGAUUUUGAAGAAUACGAUUUUGGAGGAAUGCGCACCUCAGAUCUUUUUAAUGCUUUGAGCCAUGAAAACAAUAACAAUAACAACAACAAUAAUAAUAACCCGCUGGCGGGUCUUGCAACGGCUGGAGCUUCGGUCGGGUCUUCGGCCAUUGCCAGCCCAAGCACGAUCCUUACCAAUUUCCCCUCGUUACCAUCAUCACCAGGUCCUAUUUUGUUUUCGACUCCUACACCAUGGUACUCCAUGUAUUUGGACCAUUUUGGAAUUGAAAUGUUCUCAUACUAUAAUAACCAUCUGGCAAACAUGAUUUGCGUAUCGUCCAAAAUGAACUCUUUUAUCAAUGUGUUUGUGCCAAUGGCCCAACAGGACCCCUCAGUACUAUAUGCACUGGUUGCGUAUGCAUCGUUCCACCACAAUAUGGGGCGCUACGAAGAUAUUGGACUCAAGUACCUGAACAAGGCCAUCAAAAUGGUCCGAAACGACAUCUCCAAGCAUAACCUUACUACCCUUGCGUGCAUUCUCAUCAUCACAACGGCUGAGAUUUGUAAGGGUGACAUGGUACAUUGGAACAAGCACCUGUCUGCAGCUGCAGAUGUGAUCCAAAUGCGCGGCGGAAUUGAGGCCUUUACCCAUGAUCCCACCAAGCGGUGGCUUGCAACCAACUUUGUGUACCACGACCUACUUGCGGCGUCCAAGUACGAGUCUAAGUCACAUUUUGAACCCAAGGAUGUGGAACUGGUUAUGCGAAUGGACACUGGCGUGCAUUCCCUUAUUGGCUGCUGCAAGCCUCUCUUUUCGUUGUUGGCUGAGGUUUCCGAUUUAGCUGUGGAGGCUCAGGAAGUUUAUUCUCUUAUCACCAACCCAUAUCUGGAUGAUUGCUAUGAAAAUGAAAAUGACGGAGGUGAGGCCUCCGACAAGCCUCACGGUUCUGGACAAGCUUCUUCUUCUUCUUCUUCUGCUUCUGCUUCUGCCUCUUCUUCUUCUUCUUCUUCAGGAACUCGAUACCCCCUCAAAACCAUGUUGUCUUCACAGCGCAAGAUCUCGGAAAAAAUCCGAUAUCUAUACCAUCGGUUAGACUUGCUGGAGGCCAAAAUUGAUGACUGCAAGCCGGACCCCAAUGACGUGUUGUCGUUAUCUAAGUCGUCACCAUGCGAUUUGGAGCAACAAUUGACAUUAUUUGAGACGUUUCAGCUAGGGACAAAGCUUCACUUAUACCAAUCAAUUGGGCGGUGCAAUGCGGCGUCUUUACAGAUGCAAGUGCUUGCCAAUGAGUUAACAACGUCGCUGGAAGUUGUACUCAACACCAAGGUUGAGGGCUCGUUAUUAUUCCCGUUAUUUAUGGCGUGUAUUAUGGCGAUUACAGACAAGCAGCGUGCGCGCAUGGUUGCUCUUAUUGAGGGCUUUUACCAGAGACAAUUGGCACGUAACAUUGUGCGGGCGUUGGAUUUGGCUAAAGAGGUAUGGAAACUUGAUAUGGGAGGAACCAAAUAUGUCAAUUGGUACAAGGUUCUUGAGCAAAAUGGAUGGGACAUUUGUUUUUCGUAA